Messenger RNA from Amoebophrya sp. A25, 1994 nucleotides. The record is from the annotation of a GenBank genome assembly. Lineage: Eukaryota; Dinophyceae; Syndiniales; Amoebophryaceae.
GUUUAGGGAGCAGUAUCCCUAUCCCCUGCAUUCGUUCAAGAAACUCCUUUUGGGGUCAGCUCGAAAACUUAUCGAGCCAAAAGACUUAGGUGCUUUGGGAUGUGUAUAAAGUAUGAUGAGAUUCAGAAUGUCUGCGUGGAUGCCUGUGUGUUCUGGGAUGUUGAGAGAAGAUGAAGAUUUGAAUUUACUUUAAUCACAGGCUGGCUAGGAUUGGGGGAUUAAAGUUCUUUUGUAGCGCGGAAAAUCAUUAUUUAAUUUCUUUUUAGAUGAUCUGAAGAAGAUCGUGAAUGCAAGCAGUUAUUAGCGGAUUGUAGAAACGUGGGCACUUAGAUUGUUUACUCCACUUCACUACUACUUACUUGAAGAACUACGUGCAUUAGAGAAAAGAAAUGCUACGCGUUGGAACAUCACCCGCGUGCUCAUCGACGCGAGCAUUUGCGAGAGGUGCGUUAUUUGAUCCAAGGUGGUUGCUCGAUUUUCGAACCUCGACAACUUCACGCCACUUCUCUUCACCUUCACGUCACUUCUCUUCAUCUUCUUCAAGGAUAUUACUUUUACCACGAGCAACACCUGCAUGCCACUUUCCAAGUUCCGUUCACAGAACUUCUUCUAUUGCAACAAGGAUAAUCCUCGGCAUGAAUUGCCAUCAGAAAAAUCCUUACCAGCCCUUUGACGUUGGCUUACUACCAAGUCAGAGACAUCUUCUAGGGACCUCCAGCGGCCGACAUCUUCUCAAUCUGCUAGGCACCGAUAUCCGCCAUUUCGCAUCCUUAACACCGGAAGUUGCAGAUAGACAGGAUAGAUUAUUGAAAGGGCAGAUGGCGCUUUUUUGGGCUGGCAUGUGGUUUAUGGCCUUCGGCGCCAUGUUUGCAAUCAUACCUCUGUUCAAACUGUGGUGUAUGUUAUGGCAAUGAGACCUUUGAGCUGUCUACUUGUGCACCAAACUAUUGUUGUGGUGUAUGUUAUAUUCGCUUGUCCGUGUCCCCUUCAUGUCCAGCACAUUCAAAGUGUUCUAAUUAAAUUCAUCACCUUCAGAGCCAGAAGGAGGCGCAAAGGCACAUUGUAACAAAAAAGGUAUGAAUUCAUCAAGGGACGGAAAGGCAUUCAUCUUUUUAAAGGGAACAAGACACUAGGACCUCUAAGUAGAUGCUUCAUCGUCUCAAGUAGAAGAUGAAUUCAGAUAGGAAAGGUGAAAGCUUCCUAGGCACGUAGAAGAAGAAGUUGCCGAAUAGAUUCACAUGAUCAGGAGAUGUAAAUGUCGUGCCCAGCUAACGUGAAUGGUUCCGGUAUUUGGUCACCUGAAUUUGAUCAUCAGGGAAAACAAGAAGAGAACCAUACAUAACGAUAUUUCUCCUCUAAUCGUCUCCACGGGCGAUAGCGCCAGAGCGGAUAGGAACUUUACUGGGCAUAAGGAAUAUGACUGCCUGGACCAGAAGGAUGACCCGGUCUGCGCGAAUCGGAUUGUAAAUUAUGAGCUAACACCAAUGUUGAUUCUUUUUGUUUUUACAAAAACAUCGAAAUUCUUGAAUGCUGCUGCUGGGGUUCGUUGUGUCCAUUUUUUAGUUUUUAUGAAUGAAACUACAUCAACAGCACCAUCUUCUAUCAGAAGUUGUAUUUUGCUUCACGCUCUUGUUUUCUUCUAACUUUCAGUGAAUUUCAAUGGGACAGUGAGUCACAAGCUAGACUGGGAAUUUGGACCACAGCAGCAUGCGAUUUACGUAGCUCCCGGCGAGACGGCUUUAGCUUUCUUCAAAGCGAAGAACGUGGGAACUAAACCCGUGAUUGGAACCAGUGUCUACUCAAUCUUUCCACCAGAAGCUGGUACUAACAAGUGAUCGGAACCAGUGUCUACUCAAUCUUUCCACCAGAAGCUGGUACUAACAAGUGAUCGGAACCAGUGUCUACUCAAUCUUUCCACCAGAAGCUGGUACUAACAAACACUUGAAGAAAUCAAACAUCAAUUUCCAUCUGACACUAAUUGUUCUAAAAAGUGA